Heterostelium album PN500 is the source of this 498-nucleotide messenger RNA. RefSeq names its product NudC domain-containing protein (gene nudc). Gene Ontology annotation, cellular component: cytoplasm. The transcript has 4 exons. Bases 1 to 498 code for a protein of 165 amino acids. Lineage: Eukaryota; Evosea; Eumycetozoa; Acytosteliales; Acytosteliaceae. Gene Ontology annotation, biological process: protein folding. The record is from RefSeq and is a predicted model, not a curated record.
AUGACAAAGAGUAGUAAAGUUAAUUCAGAUCCUUCGUUACCAUAUACAUGGACUCAAACUUUGAGUGAAGUAUCGGUAACUAUAAAGACAGAGAAGCCUGUCAGAGGAAAAGAUCUAGAUAUCAAGAUCACACAGACACACCUCACUGUUAAGAACAAAACUUUGAACACUGUCUAUAUUGAUGGUGAUCUUUAUAAACCUGUAAAUAAAUCUGAUUGUAUUUGGCAGAUUGAGUUAUAUAAAACUACUUCACAAGAAUGGUGGAGUUGUGUCAUUAAAGGACAUCCAGAGAUCGACGUUCAAUCGAUUGAACCAGAGAACACCAACUUGUCCGAUCUAGAUGGUGAUACAAGAGGAAUGGUUGAGAAAAUGAUGUAUGAUCAACGUCAAAAAGCGAUGGGAUUACCAACAUCAGAUGAAGAAAAUAAACAAAAGAUAUUAGAGAAUUUUAUGUCACAGCACCCAGAAAUGGAUUUUAGUAAUGCCAAGUUUAGUUAG